This is a messenger RNA of Brassica napus (rape), 3795 nucleotides long. RefSeq names its product VQ motif-containing protein 18-like. The transcript has a single exon. Gene Ontology annotation, cellular component: nucleus. The record is from RefSeq and is a predicted model, not a curated record. Lineage: Eukaryota; Viridiplantae; Streptophyta; Magnoliopsida; Brassicales; Brassicaceae. Bases 1233 to 1790 code for a protein of 185 amino acids.
UAUCGUUAUAUAUUUAUAAAAUGAAAAUCUACCCGCACGGAUGUGCGGGUGAAAAAUCUAGUAUAUAUGUAAGUGUCUAAAUACAUGAUGUGAACUAAUAAGAUAUUUAUAAACUAUUUAAGUGUGGUAGAUUAGUUUGAUUGGUUAAGGUAAACUAUUUUUGGUUAAUCAAGUCGGAUUUCAACCUAAAUAAGAUGAUAUUAAGACUAGUAAUCUGAAUCUAGCAUUGGAACUUUUACUUUUAUUACCUUGUAGUAUAGUUUAAUGGUUUUAGUUAUUACAUCAUCAAUUUUACCAAAAAAAAUUAUUACUACAUCAUGAAACCGAAGCAAAUUAACUAAAAGUAGGAUUAUAACAAUGUCGGUUUUCAAGUGACAGUUUCCUGAGUCAGAUUUUGACCCCACAAAUUAUAGAAAUCAGUAUUAAAACUGCAUAAGAUUUGAAUAAUUAUAAUUUAUAACAAAAUUAAAUUCUAAAUACGAUGUCAUUAACCAACAGAAUAUAUGAAUCAUUUUUUUUUGGACAACAUAUAUGAAUCAUUUAAAGAUGCAGAAACGCCAUAUAGCAUAUCAAUUAAUUAGCAGUGAGAAUUAGACAGUAAUAACACUUGUAAAGAGAAAUAUACAUAUACUGAUAUACAUACAUAGUAUAAAAACUGAAACAGCAUCAUAAUUAAUUAGUUUUCAUAACUACAUGCCGACAAUAACACCUUUUUACGCUCCAAAAAAAAUCAAAUUAGUUUUGUUUUUUUGAAACAAAAAUCAAUUUAAAUUGUGACCAAAGAUAUGGUUCAUGCUACCUCUAUGCAUAUGUACCUAAAUGAUAUGUAUAAUAUUUUAUAAUAGUGUAGUUUAGAUUUCUCGUCAGUUGGUUGGUUGAUAACAAAUUCCUCGUAAAUAAAACUAAAAAUGUUCUCAUAUAAAUAAUAGUAUAUACACUUAAAGACUUUAUUUAAAUCAAGUUGGUGUGUGUCAUGGAGGGCAGGUCCAUAGAUGUUUCGUCCAACACAUUGUUUACCAUUUUGAUAUUCAAGUUUGUUAUUAAUAAAAUGUUUUUUGACUAACCAACAACCCUAUACUUGAAAAUUCUACAUAAAUAUAUAUAACCAACCGCCGCAGUAUUAUUCCACGACUUGCCAAUUAUUUUUGUUCAAACAGCACAUUUCACAAAGAAAAACACAUCGGAUCUUUUCUCAUUCGUUUAUAACUUUUAUCGUCUGUGUUUCUAGUUUUAUGGUGAGAGAAUCAAUGGAGGUUACUCAAUAUCAUCAAGGUAAUUUUAAUAAAGGUUCGAGUUCUAGGGUUUCCAUGAACAAGAAUUCACAAGUAAUAUCCAAGAUCAAGCCCAAGAUUCGCAUCAUCCAUAUAUUCGCACCGGAGGUCAUCAAGACCGACGUCAAGAACUUCCGUUCACUCGUACAAAGUCUAACCGGAAAACCAGCAGCCGUAGAGGUCAAAACCGGUAAAAGGAGUGCCAGACCGAGAAUUCCCACGUCUCAAGAACCGGUUUGCGGAGAUCAUCAGCCGGUUAACAGGCGUACGAGUUUCACCGGUUUAUUAGCAAACGGUGGAAACCAUGAGGUAAAAGAAGAAUGGGGAUCCGGUGAUCAGAAUACUACGAACACAAACACUUACUUUGACCUAGAAGGUUUGAUCCAAGAUGUAGGAGAAGAUUACUUCUCUUCGUUUCCCAUGAGAUCUUCUCCUUCUUCUUCACAAGUUGAAGGGUUCAUCUUCAACAACAACAACACCAGCAACAGCUUCGAUACAAAGGGUCACAAUAUUUCAUAAGUAACCAAAGGUUUUAUCUUCUAGCUAGGCGUUUCUCUGAUCCUUCAAUCGCAUUGGUUGAUGAGAUCUAAUCGUUUGGGGAAUGAAAGCAAACGAAAAUUGUCAUGUUUUUGGGAUUUUCAUUUUGAUGGGUAUGAUGAGAAAAUGAAACUUUUGGUAGACUGACUUUGCCAAGGUUGAGGGUUGUAAUGGAGAGUUUAAUUUAUGUGCAGUCCUUCUCGGAGAAGUGACUGUAUUUAAUCGUCGUGGGUAAAAAACCCAAGUUAUUUUGAUAUGUAACUUCAUUGAUGUGCUACUAUUGGACGUGUAAUAAUUCUUUGGUGUGUGAAUGUGCUUGAUUAUCUGUUGUAUUGUUUCGAGAAAAGUUUGCAUGGUACUUAGAACAGAGAUUAACUAGCUAUAGUGUUUGGUCGUUAUAUAUAAUCGAAUGUGUUACAUAUCAAUGGUUAAAUACAUUUACACAAACAUGUUUCAAAAUGUGAGGAAUUUAAUGUCUAGCUGUAAAUCGUUGCAGAUGUUCAGCAUUAUUUAAUCGUCUUUAUGAUUUUUUCAGCACAAUUUUAUUCAAACGAUUAGAUAUCUGUUUCUACCUUUUGCUCUUUACUUAUAACACCAACUGUUAUGGUUUGCUAACUUUCCUUUGAUCCUCCCUGUCAUAACUAAACCAUAGGUUAAACAGUCUUGGACUCUUGGGUACAUGAAAUUUUUGGUAACAUAUUUAAAUCGUUAACCCAAAGGCCGUGUAAUAUAAAAGUAUAGAACACACCCACAUAUAUAUUCAUCAUCUUAACUAGUUUCUUAGAAUCAUAUGGACAUUAUAAUAGUUGUGUUUUAACAAACUGUAAACGUUCAAACAAUUCGGUUAUCUUCUUUACAUCGAUCUACAUAUAUGUUACUGACGUUAGAGAAAUAGAAGAUCGUGACCACAAUACUAGUAUAUAUCUCAAGGGCCAAAUAGAAGAUGACUUUACAGUAGUAUAUGUGAUGUUAAGAGACUCGUCCAAAUCUAAAUGGCAGAACCCAAACAGUCAUGAUAUAUAACAAAUUAUACAAAGGAUGAUGGUAAAUUAUAUCUUACUCAAAUAUUUUGUGAGUUAGAACAACCUCAAAUGGUUGAGUUCUUAACUUGGGUAUCUAAAUAAAAAAUUAUUAUUAUUCUAGUAAAUAAUUAAAAUCUAAAUUAAAAUGAAAAAAUAGAACCAAUGAAAAAUAGACGCAAAAGCAAACGAGGUUCUAUAGAGGUUCUGAAAAAUUCUAUUUUUAGAUAAUUUUGAUUUCGUAUUUACUUUUUCUUUUUAAUAUUCUUUUCGUAUCACUUUAAAUGGUGUUUAUAAAUUUUUAUUUUGUUUCAUAAUAAGUCAUGUUUUCACAAUUCUAAAUAAAAUUUAAUAUCAUUUGAAAUUUGUGAUCGAUUACAAAAUAUUACUCACUUUGUUCUUAAAUAUAAGAUGUUUAUGUAGAAACACACAUAUUAAGAAAACUAUCUUUUGUCUAGAAAAUAUCAUUAAAACUAUAAAUUAAUGGUAUUAAACCAAUUACAAAAUAGACAAUUAAAAUAUGAUUAGGUACACAAUUUUUAAUAAAGUAAAAAUUACCUUAAAAAAUGAAAACAUCUUAUAUAUUGGAACAUCAAAAUUUUGUAAAACAUCCUAUUUUUAAGAACAAAAGGAGUAUAUUUUUUAUUAGUUGAAAUAGUUUUAUCUAAUGUUAUCUUAUGUAACCAAGAUAAAUUGUAUAAAAAAUUAUAUUUUUUUAAAUUUUUGUGUAAAAAUCUUAAACAUCAUUUAAAAUGAUACGGAGUAAGUAUUAAAUUUUUUAGAACUCUCGCCUCCUAGUACCUUUGUUGGAAGCGUUCUUAUGUUCCAUUUGUUCAAUGAGCCUGAAUCUGAUCAUAUUUGGAAAAUUGACGAUUUCAAACCUAGCUUUUCUAGGUCUAGAAACGUUCGUGUUACUUCAAAUAAUACGAUAGCCAAAUUAAUUCGGUUUGGUUUCCCAAAAGGUAAAA